GCGGAUGUUUGUCGAAGAUGCUUGGGGUCAUUGGAUUUCUCGUUGGGGCCUCUCGUCGCAUCAACAUCCUUCACCACGCGAUUCGACCCUCGGAUCUACUCCCACGAGAUCAUGCACUUCCCCAACUUGUUGCUUAUGGCCGCUUUGGCGAGUCCUGGAGCAGCCUCUCCCGUUUCCUCAUCGUGUCCACCAGACUGGCAAGGCAACGUCGCAGCACCUGGCUAUACCUCAUCCCUCCCCAUCUGCCCCGUCCUCCAGAACAAUGGCGUAGCCCUCACGCGCUCGGAAAUCGCCCAGAUCUUCACCUCACACACCGUGCCAGUCGACGACACCGCCGCGGCGGACAUGGAGCUCAUCCGGCGCACAAUCUCGCGCUACGCCCUCGCCAUCGACGGCCGCAAUUUCCCCGUGCUGGACAGCAUCUUCACCCAGGACGCGCUGGCCAACUACUCCGAGGUCGGCUUCAUGAGCGGGAUCCAGGAGAUCAAAGCGACGCUCUCCGCGGCGCUGACGCUCUUCGCCAUGACGCAGCACCUCAUGGGCACUUCUGUGAUCCAGCUGUGCCGCGAGGAGCAAGAAGGGACUGUCAAUGGUUCGGUGUUGAGCGCCGUGUCGGCGACGUAUGUGCUCGCGACGCACUUUCCCGCGCCAUCGACGGGAUGGCCGGGGGUGAUUUCGCCGGAGGAUAUCGCGGUCGUGCCGGUCAUGUAUCAGGACUCGUGGACGCGGGAGGUGGACUGCCACGGGGCUGUAGCUUGGAAGAUCAGGGGCCGGUACCUCUUGUAUCAGGGACUGCUGAUCGGAUCAGUUCCUAAUCAAUCAAUAGGUUUGAACGCAUGAAUACAUAAAGUCUAGGGUAUGGAAGCACAAGUGGGCCUAGGGCCAGGCGUCCGGAUUUUAAUGGACUCUUGGCGCAAGAUUCCAAUGUCGAUAUCGAAGAGCCCAAGUGAUGGAAUUCUGAGGGACUGCGGGAGGCUUGCCAUAAUUAUCGUGUGGCGCGUUUGGCAUCAAAAAUAGAUUUGCAUGCAUAUCCAAUCA
Molecule: messenger RNA, 1038 nt
Organism: Microdochium trichocladiopsis
Lineage: Eukaryota; Fungi; Ascomycota; Sordariomycetes; Xylariales; Microdochiaceae
Exons: 2
Coding region: 112-840 (242 amino acids)
Source: RefSeq, a predicted model, not a curated record